This is a messenger RNA of Drosophila persimilis, 2569 nucleotides long. Its product is annotated as aminopeptidase Ey. Gene Ontology annotation, biological process: peptide catabolic process; proteolysis. Bases 1 to 2376 code for a protein of 791 amino acids. The transcript has 5 exons. The record is from RefSeq and is a predicted model, not a curated record. Lineage: Eukaryota; Metazoa; Arthropoda; Insecta; Diptera; Drosophilidae. Gene Ontology annotation, molecular function: peptide binding; metalloaminopeptidase activity; zinc ion binding. Gene Ontology annotation, cellular component: cytoplasm.
AUGUCUGGCUAUUAUGUCAGCUCGUACAAAGAUCAAAAACGUAAUGAAACAAGGUAUUUGUCUGUGACACAGUUCGAACCCGCUUAUGCGCGUACCGCCUUUCCCUGUUUCGAUGAGCCGGCGUUCAAGGCUACGUUCAACAUUACUCUCGGUCAUCACAGGAAAUACGUGGCUCUGAGUAAUAUGCCCGUCACAAAGAAGAUUUCCAUAUCUGGUCGUAAGAACUGGCUGUGGACGAUUUUUGAGCAAACGUUGCCCAUGUCGUCCUAUUUGGUUUGCUAUAGUGUCAACGACUUUGCGGGACUCAAAUCGCAAAGUACCUUCAGUGUAGAGUUUACCACCUGGGCACCUGCUUCAGCCAUUGCGCAAUGCAAGUAUGCUGCCCACAUCGGUCCACGCCUAUUGGACUAUUACGAACGUGUAUUUGAAAUAGACUAUCCUCUUCCCAAAGUAGACCAGCUGGCAGUGCCGGACUUUAGCGCUGGAGCGAUGGAAAAUUGGGGUCUCAUAACGUACCGCGAGGCGGCACUAUUUUAUGCGCCGGAAGCCUCCUCUGAAGUGGACAAGCAGCGUGUGGCGAACAUCAUUGCCCAUGAACUAGCCCAUCAAUGGUUUGGUAAUCUUGUAACAAUGAAGUGGUGGAAUGAUCUAUGGCUCAAUGAGGGAUUUGCCACUUAUGUAGCCACAUUGGGCAUGCAAGAGCUCUGCAAAAAGUGGCAUGCUUAUGCAGAGGAGUCGCUGGAGAAUAUGAUGGUUGUACUUAACUCAGAUGCGUACCAUACUACACGUGCCAUUUCCCAGUCGGUGAGCAGGGCUAGUCAGUUUGCGGAGCAGUUUGACCCUAUCACCUAUCGCAAGGGUGCAGUCAUCAUCCGUAUGAUGCACAUGUUUACUGGCGAUAUGACAUUCCGCAAAGGACUCAACUGCUAUCUGAAGCGGCACGCCUACGGCAACGCAGAUCAAAAUGAUCUGUGGCGGUCACUCUCGGAAGCUGCACAUAAAUUCGGAAGUAUGCCUAGGUAUCUGGACGUACAGAGGGUCAUGGAUACUUGGACGCUGCAAGCUGGCUAUCCACUGAUCACAGUACAUCGUGACUAUGUAAGAAACACGAUGUCUAUCAAUCAGAGGAGGUUUCUCAUAGAUGGCUUAGGCAAAACUAUGGAAAAGGACAAUUCCAUUUCCAAUGGGUGUUGGUUUGUUCCAAUAAGCUUUACUUUGGCACGCAGGGCCAAUUUUACAGCAACGGAACCACGAGUAUGGUUGCAAUGCGAUAGCCAAGUUAACGACAUACCUCUCGAGGCUCGAUCGCCGCUGAGUGCUGAAGCGGAUCAAUGGCUUAUCCUUAACGUUCAACUGACGGCGCCUUUUCGAGUCAACUAUGACACCGUAAACUGGCGACUCAUUAUUAAAACAUUACAUGGGGGUGAUUUCCGGCGUAUUCAUACCAUGAACCGUGCCCAGCUAAUUAAUGAUGCUCUGGCUUUAUCUUGGAAUGGUCAUCUGUGCUAUAAGAUUGCCUUAGACCUGCUUAGAUAUAUCAAACAGGAGCAUGCGUAUAUGCCUUGGCGCGCCGCCUUAGAUCAUUUGGAAACAAUUUACCGGAUCAUAAAGCAAACUGCCGACUUUACCCUUUUUCAGAACUUUAUGAAUGAUUUGCUGAGACCGAUUUACGUUUAUCUUGGUGGAAUGGAAACACAGUCAAAAGGUCACCAUGUCGCUCACAAGACAUUGAUUAAUCAAUGGGCAUGUCGGUUGGCUCUUUCAGAUUGCCGUAAACGUGCUGUGCAGUAUUACCAUCGCUGGUUUAUUUCAAACGAUCCAGAUCUGGUAAAUCCCGUACCUCAAAACCUUCGAUCGGUGGUUUAUUGUGCAGCCCUGCGGCAAGGCGAUGAGUACGACUGGAACUUUUUAUGGCAACGCUAUUGCAACGCAACGGUGGCCAGUGAGCGACGAUUGAUACUUCAGGCUCUGGGAUGCACACGGAUAGUAUGGGUGAUUCGUCGAUAUCUUGAGAUUAUUUUCAAUGAGAAUUCGUCAAUACGCAAGCAGGACAUUUCUUUAGCUUUUGGAGCCAUUACGCGGAGUCACAUCGGAUUUCCUUUGGCCAAAAAUUAUUUUAUGAAUAAUUUCACUCUGCUAACGAAGUCUUUAGAGUCGAAUUUCCGCGAGCUAGCUGCGUUGCUUCUACAGAUAACUCAACACAUAAGUAGCCCUCACGAUUACAGGGAAUUAAAAAUGUUCAUCGACUGCCACAGAAAACUCGAGAAGCUAGCCACACGCAGUGUAAGGCACGCUGUUGAGCACGCCCAGGUUAACUUACACUGGCGGCAGAAACAACAGCCAGAGUUCACGCGGUGGCUCAAAGCCCGCUACUAACUAGGAAAUACGGCUUAUGCACUUUUACAUCCCAUGAUUUGUAUUAAGAUAUCCUCUUUAGGCUUCCAGCUCCCAAGCACCGGUUGGUUUGGUUCGAACCAAUGCAUAUUACGAGUAAUAUUCAUUAAAUAGCUCCGAAAUAGUCAUUAACCCCAUAUCAAAAGAUAAACAGAUCUUAAUUGCAAAAGCUGAA